GCAAUUUCGCCGUAAAAAAGUUCAAUUACAAAAUCGAACCCUAUUGCUCACUGACGUUUAUGGCAGAGGAAGGAUUCAGCGGAAUUGGAGAAAGCGAAGAAGAAGCGGCAGAGGUCGGCGCUUUCUCCUUCAGCCACCACUAGAUCUCUGACCUGCGAAGAAGAAAUUGCUUGGAACAAUUAUCGUUUUCGUGGCUGGAAUCGAUGGGGAAGGGCCCCUUAUCCUUUCGCCGUCUUACGAGCAUCCGUCACCGGAAAAAAGGUUCUGCCGUGAAGGAUGACUCCGCACAGACAUCGGCGCCUUCAUCUCCACCGCCUCCCCUACCGAUUAAUGCUGGCGGACCGAUUGUGGGAGGGGCGGGGAAGGCGAAGAAGAAAACCGGUGGAGCUCGGUGGUGGAUGAGGUUUGAUCGGACUGGUGCGAUGGAAGUGGUGGAGUGUGAUAAGAGUACAAUCAUCAAACGCGCUUCUGUUCCCGCUAGGGAUUUGAGGAUUCUUGGCCCUGUCUUCUCUCACUCUUCUAACAUUCUCGCCAGAGAGAAGGCUAUUGUUGUGAAUUUAGAGGUCAUAAAGGCAAUAGUUACUGCAGAAGAAGUGCUGCUUUUGGAUCCUCUCCGUCCUGAAGUUCUUCCUUUCGUUGAACGACUAAAGCAACAGUUUCCUCAGAGGAAUGGGACUGAAACUGCACUGCAAGCUUCUGCAAAUUUACAAUCUCCUCUUGAUCCAGAAGCUGCAGAGGGUUUGCAGAGUGAACUUCCUUUUGAAUUUCAGGUCCUGGAGAUUGCACUUGAGGUCGUCUGCUCAUUUGUUGAUAAAAGUGUGGCUGCUCUUGAGACAGAAGCUUGGCCUGUCCUUGAUGAACUAACCAAGAAUGUCAGCACUGAGAAUCUUGAAUAUGUACGAAGUUUGAAAAGUAAUCUCACCCGCUUGUUAGCCCGUGUGCAGAAGGUGAGAGAUGAACUCGAACAUUUGUUAGAUGACAACGAAGACAUGGCAGACUUAUACUUAACAAGGAAAUGGAUCCAGAACCAGCAAACCGAGGCAAUACUUGCGGGGACAGCAUCAAACAGCAUUGUCGCCCCAGCACAUAAUACAUCAAAUCUUCACCGGCUCACAUCAAACAGAAGCGCGAGUAUGGUGACGAGCAGUACAGAGGAAGAUGACGUGGAAGAUCUGGAGAUGUUGCUGGAGGCAUACUUCAUGCAACUGGAGGGGAUGCGGAACAAGAUUCUUACAGUGAGGGAGUACAUUGACGACACAGAAGACUACGUGAACAUACAACUGGACAAUCAACGAAACGAACUGAUCCAGCUGCAGCUGACGCUGACCAUAGCAUCGUUUGCAAUAGCCGCAGAGACUUUGUUGGCCAGCUUGUUCGGAAUGAACAUACCAUGUCCAUUGUAUAACACACACGGCAUCUUUGGUUACUUUGUGUGGAGUGUUACUGCACUUUGCAUUGUGCUUUUCAUGGUCACCCUUGGUUACGCCAGGUGGAAGAAGCUGCUAGGCUCGUAGUCUCCUUCUCUCUAUUACAAACCUUGUGUCACUUGUGUAUUAAAAAAACCAUUGCCCACAUGGUUAAUAGUUUAUACAUAUGUUACUGGACAUAGUUGUUUCACUCAUAUCUUGUCCAGUGAAGACGUUAGAGAUUCAAGUGUUCCUGAGGAACACAGGUAGAUGGAAAUGAUAUAGAGUAUAUAUGUUGAAGACAAUGGUCCUCUACCUCGAAGUCAUUGAAAUGUUGCAGAUAUUUGAACU
Arabidopsis lyrata subsp. lyrata is the source of this 1757-nucleotide messenger RNA. RefSeq names its product magnesium transporter MRS2-4. Gene Ontology annotation, cellular component: membrane. Gene Ontology annotation, biological process: transmembrane transport; magnesium ion transport. Lineage: Eukaryota; Viridiplantae; Streptophyta; Magnoliopsida; Brassicales; Brassicaceae. The transcript has 3 exons. Gene Ontology annotation, molecular function: magnesium ion transmembrane transporter activity. The record is from RefSeq and is a predicted model, not a curated record. Bases 204 to 1514 code for a protein of 436 amino acids.